Molecule: messenger RNA, 772 nt
Organism: Erinaceus europaeus (western European hedgehog)
Lineage: Eukaryota; Metazoa; Chordata; Mammalia; Eulipotyphla; Erinaceidae
Product: cytochrome c oxidase subunit 4 isoform 1, mitochondrial
Exons: 5
Coding region: 143-652 (169 amino acids)
Biological process (GO): mitochondrial electron transport, cytochrome c to oxygen
Source: RefSeq, a predicted model, not a curated record
GUGCCUCCUCGAUCCCGUGGUACCUUGCGGCGCGGCCCGGCUCCUCUUCCGGUCAGAGCACCCAGGGCGUAGAGGGCGGUCGCGGCGGGCACGGCGGCGCCAGGUUAAGAAGCACCCGCGGCGGCUGUCUUCAAAACUGGGGAUGUUGGCCACCAGAGUAUUUAGCCUGAUUGGCAAAAGGGCAUUUUCUACCUCUGUGUGUGUUCGAGCACAUGGAAGUGUUGUGAAGAGUGAAGACUACGCUCUCCCAAUUUAUGUGGAUCGCCGUGACUACCCCCUGCCCGAUGUGGCCCAUGUCAUGAACCUCUCUGCCAGCCAGAAGGCCCUGAAAGAGAAGGAGAAGGCCCCCUGGAGCAGCCUCUCCAUUGAUGAGAAAGUUGAAUUGUAUCGCAUUAAGUUCAACGAGAGCUUUGCUGAAAUGAACAGGAGCACCAACGAGUGGAAGACCGUGGUGGGUGGAGCCCUGUUCUUCAUUGGCUUCACUGCUCUCCUUCUAAUCUGGGAGAAGCGCUAUGUGUAUGGUCCCAUUCCACACACCUUUGAUGAGGACUGGGUGGCCAUGCAGACCAAGAGGAUGCUGGACAUGAGGGUCAGCCCCAUCCAGGGCUUCUCUGCCAAGUGGGACUACGACAAGAACGAGUGGAAGAAGUAAGGAGCCUCCGCUCCUGUGUUUGAGCCUCCCGUCAUUCUGUUGCCUCUGUGUGCACUGCAUAUUUACCAGAAACCUCUAUGUCACAGCAGCAGUGCUAAUAAACAAGCAGUUUACUUGGAA